CGGAGCAGACGCUCGGCUCGCUGUAAUAUCGGUUCAGUGUUCGAGGCAUUCUGUGAGUGUUCGGGUGGUUUUCAGACUCCGGUGGGAACAGUCCAGAGAUAAAAGAUGAUCGAGCUGGGCCUCGCCGACGGCAGCUUGAUCGACGAGCUGAUGGAGCUGAUGGCGCAGAGCCUCGGCCAGCUGGAGAUCCAGGAGCGCUUCAACGUCAUCAAGGAGAUCGGCCGAGGGAAGUACGGCAAAGUGCUGCUGGUCACGCAUCGCUUCAGGGGGACUCCCAUGGCCUUGAAAGUGAUGCCCAAAGCCUCGACUAAGCUGCAGGGCUUUCUCCGAGAGUACUGCAUCUCCCUACACCUGUCCCACCACCCCUGCAUCGUGGGCCUCUUUGGCAUCGCCUUCCAGUCCAACGAGCACUACUGCUUCGCCCAGGAGCUCGUCAUCGGACGGGACCUUUUCGCCGUCAUCCAACCAAAGGUGGGUAUACCAGAGUCCUCCGUAAAACGCUGCGUCCUCCAGAUCGCCAGCGCUCUGGAGUUCAUCCACAGCCACGGCCUGGUCCACCGAGACGUCAAGCCCGAAAACAUCCUGCUGCUGGACAACCACUGCUGCCAGGUGAAGCUGGCCGACUUCGGCCUCGCCCAGAAGAGGGGCACCAUGAUCCGCUUCAUCACGGGAACGCUGCCCUACAUGGCCCCAGAACUGUGCACCGUGGCCCUGCUGGACGGCCAGAAGGAGGUGACGGCCGCCCCCCUCAGCGUGGAGCCCAGCCUGGACACCUGGGCCUUCGGCGUGGUCAUCUUCUGCAUCCUCACCGGCUACUUCCCCUGGGAGCGCUGCAUGGACUCGGACGACUUCUACCAGGAGUUUGCGGACUGGUGCAGGCUGGAGGAGAGGCCCGACGCCGAGGAGGACGUUCCUCCUUUGUGGAAAAGGUUCACUCCGGACGCGAUGGAGAUGUUCGCUAAGCUGCUGGCUCUGGAUGCGAGAAAGCGGUGCAGCGUGGUGGAGGUGAGGGCGUACGUGGAGAAGGACUGGCUGAAGCAGCAGGCAGGUGGACCGGUGGACAACCAGCCUGGUGCUUAGAAACGGUUGGGUUCACAGUUUCUGAUGCCCAGUAUAUCAUAUCGGCCUAACAGUGCAACUUGCCCUGAAGAAACGCAUGUUAACAUCCUCCUGAAUGAAGGUGCGUUAUUCUGAGUUCCUGAGUUCAAGAGUCACGCCAGAAACAAAGACUCCACAGUGAUGCUUAAACCAGCGGCGGAAGAAGUAUUUGGAGGUGCAACGGUCACGAACUGCAUAUUUUUAUGUGCAUUUUAAAGCAUCACAUUAGAUAAAAGUUCAUGGAAGCAGCAAAACUUUCUUCAGUUUCGUCAAAAAGUUCAUAAACUCGUCAGAGAUUAUGUUUUCGGAAAAGAGAAAAUGAAGUAAACAUGUGACAGUUAAACCUUCUCUGAAUAGGUUCUGACGUAUCAAACAUUGAGCCCAGAUGUGGGUCCCUCCACCUGAAUUCAUCACAUGGCUCCCACAUGACCAUGUCAGGAUGGAGGUUCAUCAUAAACAUGGUUCUGUAGUAGAGUUCCUUUUAAUCAUUUGAAUGUUAUGCAGCACAUGUUUAAUGUGACUUCAAGGCUCAGCGCUAACUUUUACUGUCGCUGUAAUGACGCAUUUAGCUCAACCCACAUGAACAUUUCGGCGAGUCGAGGAGCUGAUACGGGCAGAAAUAAGAACAAAUAUAAAAUGUUUAAUGAACUAGAAGUUCUGCUGAUAAACUCAAGGACGUUUCACAGUCUGACUUCUGGAUGCAUUAUUAUUAUAUAUUGUUAUUAAAGUGUUUAAAUCUUCUUGGUCUUAUGUAACAGUCUGUUGUGAAUAAACCAUCGCUGGCCUCUAUCGUCUGUAAAUCUAAAUGUAAUCCAACACCAGGUUUCUGACAUUUUUGUUGAUGCUGUAAAAAGAUGCUUAGUUGGUGCUAUAAUGGCCUAUGUUGCAUUUAAAUGGUUCCUAUUUGGUUGACACUUCUCUCCACAUAUGAUGGGGUUUUAUUUUACUCCAGGGUCAUGACUCAGGAGCAGUAAAUGACUUUUAUAAAUCCAGUUUUAUUGUUGUUUGCCCUCAAUAUAAUGACAAUAAAGUGACUGUUGCUGCUGCUGUGGCUGCAUAAAAUGGGAAAAACCCUCUUUUAGGCAGUUGAAGUUAGAUUCGUGACCUUCUGGUUGUAGCUGGCUCUGCAGUGAUGGAUGCUGCUGCUGUUUGGACACCACAGGUGCUUUCAGGGCAGAUCUGAGGAGGACCGAACCACUCUUGGCCCGUAGCCUGAUGCUCAUGCUUUACAUGCUUCUAUAGGGCAUUACGUGUCCGUCAGCCGACACUCGGACCUCCAGGCCCGUCGGACAAACACGAAUGCAGCCGACGUAAAUCCAACCACAAAGCCGCUGCAGACGUUUGAAUCUGCGUAGGAGCGUCACGCAUGUUUAUCCCGAAUAACAACACAAGACGCUAAACUGUUUCAGAGAUGAACGACAGAUUAAAAAAAAAAAAAAAAGCACAACCUCUUAAUGUCAGACACCAGAUAAGUAUAGUUUCCAGGAAACAGCAUCUACUUGAGCUAUCGUCACAUGAUUUCCUCCCCGUGCCAACUAAAGAUCAUCUGCGGUGAUGCACUUUCCUCUUUAUCUUAUCUACUCGUGUUUCUGUUACUCGAGCACUUGAACGCCACGUCGGUCUCUAAACGCACUCCGAUGGACCGAUACUGAUGGAUGAGGAUGUUUCUGGCCCUUUUCGCUGCUCUUUAGAACAGAUGAUAACAUUUUAAAACUAAAUAAAGACAUUUGAAGCAGGACGGCGGAGUUGUCUUCUUGAAUUCAUCCGCUUGCUUUCACGAACGUAUUAAUUUAACAACCUGAAAAUAUACAAGUACAGACUGGAUAUCUAA
This is a messenger RNA of Stegastes partitus (bicolor damselfish), 2929 nucleotides long. Its product is annotated as serine/threonine-protein kinase SBK1. Gene Ontology annotation, molecular function: ATP binding; protein serine/threonine kinase activity. The record is from RefSeq and is a predicted model, not a curated record. The transcript has 4 exons. The coding region runs from base 106 to 1080 and encodes 324 amino acids. Lineage: Eukaryota; Metazoa; Chordata; Actinopteri; Pomacentridae. Gene Ontology annotation, biological process: protein phosphorylation.